Molecule: messenger RNA, 6955 nt
Organism: Cottoperca gobio
Lineage: Eukaryota; Metazoa; Chordata; Actinopteri; Perciformes; Bovichtidae
Gene: cadpsa
Product: Ca2+-dependent activator protein for secretion a
Exons: 30
Coding region: 365-4288 (1307 amino acids)
Biological process (GO): dense core granule exocytosis; positive regulation of exocytosis; synaptic vesicle exocytosis
Cellular component (GO): glutamatergic synapse
Source: RefSeq, a predicted model, not a curated record
UCAGCGUUUCCUCCUUUUUUCCCUCCCUGCGACCCCUCCCCCUUUAUAUCGGCUCUUAUGAUAAAUCCCUCCGAUGUGCCUCUGGCUAGUAGACUUAAAAGGCUUGAACAUCACGCAACCAACUACACUGUACAACACUUUAAUUUGUCUUGCUGAGAUUGAGUCGUCUGAAGGUAGUUUUUUCUUUUCCUGAAAAGCAACAGUCAGAGUCACUCAUCAGUCAGGUUUUGCGUCUCCACAGCGGCUCCCCCUGGAUCUCUCCCUCUGUGGCUGACACUGAAGCUGAUCGGCAUCCUUUUUUCUUACUUUUGCAGUUUUAUUUUUGUAGCAAGCAGCCUAUAUUCUCCAUCCAAGCUUCAGCAGCAUGUUGGACCCGUCUUCCAGCGAGGAGGAAGGGGAUGAAAUACUGGAGGUGGAGCGCAAAGAGGUGGCGGCCCCGAAGAGCUUCGUAGGAGCAAGGCUGUCACCGGGCCGAGUCUCCGACAGCCGCGGCGGCGGAGGGCUCCAUCCCCGGGGCCGCGGGAGCGACGGUGUUCGACCCUCCAGCCCCAGCCCGUCGGUGAGCAGCGACAAAGAAAAAGAGGACCUGGAGAAGAUGCAGAGAGAUGAGGAGGAGAGGAAAAAGAGACUCCAGCUGUAUGUGUUUGUGAUGCGCUGCAUCGCAUAUCCGUUCAACGCAAAGCAACCUACUGAUAUGGCCAGGAGGCAGCAGAAGAUCAGUAAGCUGCAGCUGCAAACAGUCAAAGAGCGUUUCCAGGCCUUCCUCAGCGGAGACACCCAGAUCGUGGCGGAUGAGGCCUUCAUCAACGCUGUCCAGAGCUACUAUGACGUCUUCCUGAAAAGUGAUCGUGUGUCCCGGAUGGUGCAGAGCGGCGGCUGCUCGGCCAGCGACUCUCGGGAGGUUUUUAAGAAGCAUAUAGAGAAGCGGGUGCGCAGCCUGCCUGAGAUCGACGGCCUGAGCAAAGAGACAGUGCUGAGCUCUUGGAUUGCCAAGUUUGACACCAUUUACCGAGGUGAAGAGGACCUUAGGAAGCAUCAGCAGAGACUGACGGCCAGCGCCGCCUCCGAACUCAUCCUCAGCAAGGACCAACUGUACGAGAUGUUCCAGCAGAUUCUGGGCAUCAAGAAGUUUGAGCACCAGCUGCUCUACAACGCCUGCCAGCUUGACAACCCUGAUGAGCAGGCAGCUCAGAUCAGAAGAGAGCUGGAUGGACGGCUGCAAAUGGCAGACCAGAUAGCUCGGCAUGGUGGAAGGUUUCCCAGGUUUGCAUCCAGGGAGAUGGAGGCCAUGUUCAUUGAGGAGCUGCGAUCCUCAGUCAACCUGCUGAUGGCCAACCUGGAGAGCAUGCCGGUGUCCAAGGGAGGAGAGUUCAAGCUGCAGAAGUUGAAACGAGGUCACAACGCCUCCAUCAUGGACAUGGGCCAGGAGGACGAGAACACGCUGUCCAAAUCUGACGUGGUGCUGUCGUUCACCCUGGAGGUGGUGAUCAUGGAGGUCCAGGGUCUGAAGUCGUUGGCUCCGAACAGGAUUGUGUACUGCACCAUGGAGGUAGAGGGGGGACAUAAACUGCAGACGGACCAGGCUGAGGCCUCAAAACCCACUUGGGGUACCCAGGGUGACUUUACCACCACCCAGCCGUUACCUGCCGUGAAGGUGAAGCUGUUUACUGAGAGCACAGGAGUGUUGGCUCUGGAAGAUAAGGAGCUGGGGAAGGUUGUGCUCCACCCGACUCCCAACAGUCCCAAGCAGUCUGAGCUCCACAAGAUGACGGUGUCUAAAGGCUGUCCAGACAAUGACCUCAGGAUCAAACUGGCCAUUCGCAUGGACAAACCACAGAACAUGAAGCAUUGUGGGUACCUUUGGGCCGUCGGGAAAACUGUGUGGAAAAGAUGGAAGAAAAGAUUCUUUGUGCUGGUUCAGGUGAGUCAGUACACCUUUGCUAUGUGCAGCUAUAGAGAGAAGAAGGCCGAGCCGGUGGAGCUCCUCCAGCUGGAUGGCUACACUGUGGACUACACUGACCCCCAGCCAGGUCUAGAUGGCGGUCGGACGUUCUUCAAUGCCGUGAAAGAGGGCGACACUGUGAUCUUUGCCAGUGAUGAUGAGCAGGACCGGAUCCUAUGGGUGCAGGCCAUGUACCGAGCUACGGGCCAGUCACACAAACCAGUUCCCCCCACCCAGGUCCAGAAACUCAACUCGAAGGGGAGCUCAGCACCGCAGCUAGAUGCACCCAUAUCUCAGUUCUAUGCUGAUCGAGCCCAGAAGCACGGCAUGGACGACUUUAUUUCAGCCAACCCCUGUAACUUUGACCAUGGCUCGCUGUUUGAGCUGGUGCAGCGCCUCACUCUGGACCACAGACUCAACGACUCUUACUCCUGCCUGGGCUGGUUCAGUCCCGGUCAGGUGUUUGUAUUAGAUGAGUACUGCGCUCGCUACGGCGUACGAGGCUGCCAUCGGCAUUUAUGUUACCUGAGCGAUCUGCUGGACAGGGCGGAGAACGGAGCCAUGAUUGACCCCACCCUGCUGCACUACAGCUUCGCCUUCUGUGCCUCCCAUGUCCAUGGAAACAGGCCUGAUGGUAUUGGCACAGUGACCUUAGAAGAGAAGGAGCACUUUGAGGAGAUCAAGGAGAGGCUACGAGUGCUUCUGGAGAACCAGAUUACCCACUUCAGGUACUGCUUUCCAUUUGGUCGGCCAGAGGGAGCGCUGAAAGCAACUCUGUCCUUGCUUGAAAGGGUUCUGAUGAAAGAUAUUGUUACCCCGGUUCCACAAGAUGAAGUCAAGGCUGUGAUCCGUAAGUGUCUGGAGCAGGCAGCUCUCGUCAACUACCAACGCCUGUCAGAGUAUGCCAAACUGGAAGGGAAAAAGAGAGAGAUGUAUGAGCAUCCUGUCUUCUGCUUGGCGUCUCAAGUGAUGGAUUUAACCAUUCAGAAUGUAGGGCGGUUAGUCACACCUGCUAAAAAACUGGAGGACAAUAUUCGCCUGUCUGAGCUGGUGAUUGAGGUGCUUCAGCAGAAUGAGGAACACCAUGCUGAGGGAAAAGAGGCCUUUGCAUGGUGGUCAGACCUGAUGGUGGAGCAUGCCGAGACAUUCCUGUGUCUCUACUCAGCCGACAUGGACGCAGCUCUUGAAGUUCAGCCGCCCGACAGCUGGGACAGUUUCCCCCUCUUCCAGCUGCUCAACGACUUUCUGAGAAUGGACUAUAACCUGUGCAAUGGGAAGUUCCACAUGCACCUGCAGGACCUGUACGCCCCCCUGGUGGUGCGAUAUGUGGACCUGAUGGAGUCCUCCAUUGCUCAGUCCAUUCACAGAGGCUUUGAAAGGGAAUCAUGGGAACCUGUAAAGAUCAUAACGAGCACUCUGCCCAAUGUCAACCUCCACAUGCCCAAAGUACCAAAUCUAACAGGUAAUGGCUCGGGGACGUCAGAGGAUCUCUUCUGGAAGCUGGAUGCUCUGCAGACCUUCAUCAGAGAUCUCCACUGGCCAGAGGAGGAGUUUGGCAAACACCUGGAGACCCGACUAAAGCUGAUGUCCAGUGACAUGAUUGAAUCCUGUGUAAAACGCACACGGGCAGCGUUUGAGGCCAAGCUUCAGAAGAGCAGCCGGGCCACAGAGUUCCGUGUGCCACAGUCCAUCUGCACCAUGUUCAACGUCAUGGUGGAUGCCAAGGCCCAAUCAGCCAAGCUGUGUGCCAUGGACCUGGGCCAGGAGAGACAGUACCAUUCCCAAAUUGACAAUCUAAUUGAAGAGACGGUGAAGGAGAUGAUAACUCUGCUCGUAGCUAAGUUUGUGGUCAUCCUCGAGAGUGUGUUAGCCAAGCUCUCCAGAUAUGAUGAGGGAACUCUCUUCUCUUCCUUCCUAUCUUUCACAGUGAAAGCUGCCUCAAAGUACGUGGAUGUACCUAAGCCAGGGAUGGACGUUGCCGACGGUUAUGUGACGUUUGUUCGUCAUUCCCAGGAUAUGCUGCGGGAGAAGGUCAACGAGGAAGUGUACAUAGAGAGAUUAUUUGACCAAUGGUACACCAGCACUAUGAACCUUCUAGGAACAUGGCUGACUGACCGUAUGGACCUUCAGCUCCACGUUUAUCAGCUGAAGAUUCUCAUCAGGGUUGUCAAGAAAAAGUACCGUGACUUCCGCCUUCAAGGUGUUCUGGACUCUACAUUGAACAGUAAGAUGUAUGAGACAGUGAGAAACCGGCUGACCUUAGAAGAAGCCACUGCCUCAGUGAGGGAAGGAGGGAUGCAAGGCGUUUCCAUGAAGGACAGUGAUGAAGAGGACAACGAUAACUGAAUCAAAGGGCCUGAAAACUACAAUAAUGUCAAAUCUUUACAGACGGUUAGCACUACGCAGCCUGAGAACCCAUGCAGCCUCUCCGUGAGGUCAAAACAGAUUGGCCUAACGUCCCACUUUUUCACUGCAUUAUUUUGCUGUUUCAGUUUAUCAUUGCUGUAAUAGUUCCACAUUUCUGUCUGAAUAUAUACAAGAAGAAAAUGUUGUGUCUAUAAACACUUGCAAUACGCAAGGCUGUCUUAUCAAUGCUAUUCAUGUAGAAAUGAUCAAUGUAGGCUCAUCAAGCUUUCAUUCCUUACAACUAAAACUGAAAUGUGAGCAAAUUAGUUUCCAGAAUAAGAGAGUGAGAAAAGCCCAGCUGUGAUUGUGAACACCACACAAAGCAGCCUUAUAAAUAAGGUAGUAAAGACUAAGGUGGUUGUAUCUAUAUGGAGUUCAUCUUCUGAAGGGAAAACAUUAUGUUGUACCUUCAUUGUGUGCCUCCCAAAACAUCUGCAGUCUUUGUGUGGGAGCUUUCCUGUUGCUUGUCAAGAAAACUAAGAAGUACACACAUCUCUUCACUUUAGGCAGUUCUGAUUCAGUAAAACGUAUGUAACACUCAAAUGAUCCAGGUUACUAAACUGUGGUUCAAAGUGAAACAGUGUUGAUACAGGUUUCUGUUUUUUAAGCCUGCCAACAAAUGGAUGAUGAACAUGAGUGCAAAACUAAAACAUUCAUAAGAUAUUUACAAAUCUACCCCUGAAUGUCCUCAUGCAAUAUGGUUGACAAUUUUGUUCUCAACUUUAUGAACAAGGCUAUACAUUUCUUUGUGUUAUGCUAAAAAUGUUUAACUUUGUGUUGCAUUGUUGUAAAAGGUAUGAAUAUGGUCUCAUAUAACAAUGGGUUUGAAUCAUGUUGCAACUUAAAAAAUCUAAACAAAAUGUUUAAAAUUAUGUUCUGUGGUCGGAUGUGACAGUGAUGGUUGUUGCCUGUUCUCAGCUUUGUUUCUCAAAUAGUCGCAACCACUGUCAAACAGCAAAUGAAAAGACAUUGUCAACAAUAAAGUUGAUAGGUGCAAAAAUGUUGUCAAUUUUAGCAAAAUAGUCAAAACUGAAAACAUCAUUCAGCAUAAACAGAAUUCCCGUUCUUUCCCCUCUUACCCGGUGUCAUACGAGGAAUCAUUGUCAAUGGCGUCUCUCGUCUCUCACCUCUUCCAGUUAGCCUAAUACAGUCUGAAUAGGUGUUAGCAUGUGUGUAGCAUAAGUACGAGUUUCACCCAAAAGGCUUUGGCAGUUUGUCAGUAGUUGUCUGCUGGCUAAACCAUGCUAGACAGGUUUGGAAAAUGUAUGAAACAAAGAAUGAACUCUGGGCAACUAGCUGUUGUGUAUUUGAAAAACAUUAUCCUAAAGUACACAGACAUAAUACUUCAAAGGUUCAUCCACAGUAUCUAGGUAAUGCAGCUGAAGCGAGCACAGGGAUGCAACAGAGUCAAUCUACCAGCUCUCCACCACCUUUCAGUUUGCGUACUGACACCGGUACGCGAAUACUCACCUAAGGGUUGGCUGAGGGCAUCAUGAGGGCAAUAAGAUAAAACAAGGAAUCAGCCUCUGGAGAGCAGGACUGUCCACAGCUAAUAUCUUGGUAUGGUCCGCAGAUGGAUGGAAGACUGACAUCCCUAGGACUAACUAUAGCAGGGCAAGACCUCAUCUUUAUUCAACAAAACAUUCAUGUAAUUAACCUAAAUAUGUCAACAACACCAUUAAUCUGCAUAAUUGUGACAAGUAAGUAAGAAGUCAGUUUGAACCAAGCAGCUAAAUGAAACACAUUUUUUGCAUGAGAGAUGAAAUUGUACACACAAAAUAAAGCAAAGGCACAUAUCUAGCAAAGAGUAAAACACGUGUAAAAUGUGUAUGGGACAUGGUCUGUGUUGUGUGGAGUUAAAUCGAAAAAAAAGAGGAUUUUGAAUCAAAGAGGAGGUGAGGUCUAUCUCUGGCUUCAAUAUAAACACUUCUGGAACUUUACUACUUGUGUGAAUGCCACAAGUGCAUCCAGAGUGAGUGAGUAAGCUUCAUGUAUCCUUUACAAAGAAAGUGAUACAGUGUAACUCAUUUAAGAAUCGCAGCGUCAAACUGCUUACAUAUAAAUCUAUCAACACAAGCUGCAUCUUUUUGUAAGUAAACACUUACUGACUCACGCUCUCACUUUUUCAAACGUUGGUGCUUUGAUUUCCACUUCAACCUAAAGCCUCUGACAUUUCCUUUCUUUAUUUUGUUUAAUAGACAAGUUAGCAAGGCAAUACGCAUACAGUUUGGUUUUAUCACACUAAUAGACCCGUUUUCAUCCUUUUUCACAUUUUCAUUUUUAAAACGAAUGCUCUAUUUUAGUUAAAUAUCAUUUAAGUAAGAGUUUAUUUGCCAUCUGUCCUGAUAUGUGCUCUGUAUUCAUUCCAGCAUGUAUGACGGGGCUAAUCCCCAUUUUUAUAAUGGAUGAUGGGAAGUGAAGUCUGCCUGUAAUUUCAACAGUUUUCUAUACUGUGCGUCGCCCUGCGUGCAAGUACUGCAUGUCCCCGGUGUUCACUCCCUUAAGUGUGUUUGCUCCAUGUGUGAAGUUACCGGUGGGUUCAUCAUGCUUCUGCCUCCUAGAAGAGCCCACCAAGUCGGAGAACAUUUCAAUAAAGGAUAAUGGCAA